AUGUUACGCAGUACAUUGCAAAAAGCAGCUACAGCUACUAAACGAUGCGUUCAUAUAGGAAAUCCUCCGAAUUCGGCCCAAGCUGCCAAACCGGCAGCUCAGCAAAACUUACUAGAAGUGUUUAUAGAUGACAAGAAAGUAUUAGUCGAACCUGGAACCACAGUAUUGCAGGCUGCCGCUAUGGUUGGCGUUGAAAUACCAAGAUUCUGUUAUCACGAACGUCUAGCAAUCGCCGGUAAUUGUCGUAUGUGUUUAGUGGAAAUCGAAAAAUCGCCUAAACCAGUGGCAGCUUGUGCUAUGCCAGUUAUGAAUGGUUGGAGAGUGAAGACAAAUUCGGAUAUGACUCGUAGAGCCAGAGAAGGCGUAAUGGAAUUCUUGCUCGUAAAUCAUCCUUUAGAUUGUCCCAUUUGCGACCAAGGAGGUGAAUGCGAUCUCCAAGAUCAAAGCAUGGCUUUUGGAAGUGAUCGGUCACGGUUUACUGAUAUCGAUCAUUCGGGAAAAAGAGCUGUCGAAGAUAAAGAUAUCGGACCUUUAGUUAAAACGAUUAUGACAAGAUGUAUUCACUGUACUAGAUGCAUUCGGUUUGCAUCUGAAGUAGCCGGUGUUGACGACCUAGGUACUACUGGUCGAGGUUCCGAUGUGCAAGUCGGUACCUAUAUCGAAAAAAUGUUCUUAUCGGAAUUAUCCGGAAACGUCAUCGAUCUAUGCCCGGUCGGAGCUCUUACUUCUAAACCAUAUUCCUUUACUGCCAGACCAUGGGAAACGAGAAGAAUCGAGAGUGUCGAUGUUUUAGACGCCGUAGGCAGUAAUAUCAUCGUAUCCAUGCGUACGAACGAAGUGAUGAGAAUCUUGCCUUUGUUGAACGAAGGUGUGAACGAAGAAUGGCUCGCCGACAAAUCUAGAUUUUGUUACGAUGGCUUGAAAAAUCAACGUUUAGCUUUCCCCAUGCUAAAAGACAAAUCUGGUCAACUCGUCGCUGUGGAAUGGGAAGACACAUUGAAAAUUGCUUCUAAAGCAUUAAACGAAGCCAAUGGAAAGAUCGUUGGAAUUGCUGGUCCUUUCGUUGAUGCUGAAGCUUUAAUCGUGUUUAAAGAUUUAUUGAAUAGAUUAGGCAGUGAACACGUCUACACCGAAAAACCAUUUCCUUUAGAAGGAGCUGGUACCGAUAUUCGGUCUAAUUAUUUACUGAAUAAUAAAAUCACUGGUAUCGAAGAAGCGGAUGUUGUUUUAUUGAUUGGAACGAAUCCUAGAUUCGAAGCACCGCUUAUUAAUACCAGAUUACGUAAAGCUUAUGUACACGGUGAAUUAGAAGUAGGCCUCGUUGGCCCCAAAGUUGAUUUAACUUACGAAUAUGAGCAUUUAGGAGAUUCGACUUCGGUUUUGAACGAUAUCUUAUCAGGAAAGCAUCCAUUCAGUAAGAAAAUUUCGGCCAGUAAAAAACCAUUAAUCAUUUUGGGUGCUCAAGCAUUCAGCCGUUCCGACAGCAGUGCUCUAUAUUCUGUAGUGCGACAAUUAGCGCAAAAAGUAUCGCAACAUUGCAAGACCGAUCCCAGUUGGAAAAUAUUCAAUGUUUUACAAGAAGCCGCAUCUCAAGUAGCAGCUUUAGAUUUAGGUUAUAAACCUGGUAUCUCUGAUUUGAAAUCGUUAGCUCCAAAAGUAGUGUAUCUAUUGGGCGCUGAUGACUCUCCCGUAUUGAAAGAAAAAUUACCCGAAGGAACCAUCGUCAUUUAUCAAGGUCAUCAUGGAGAUAAUGGAGCUGAAUUAGCCGACUUCAUUUUCCCCGGAUCUACGUAUACUGAAAAACAAGGAACUUAUGUAAAUACCGAAGGUAGAGCGCAACAAACCCUAAACGCUGUAACUCCCCCUGGAUACGCUCGUAAUGAUUGGAAAAUUCUGAGAGCUUUAUCAGAGGUCGCCGGACAUACUUUGCCAUAUGAAUCAUUACAAGAAGUACGAGAUCGACUUCAAGAAGUUUCGCCUAAUUUAACUCGAUACAAUAAAGUCCAAGAAGUCAGCUUCGAUAAUAAAGCUGUUGAGCUAAGCCAGCUCGUUAAAGCAAAUUUAGGAAAUGCUCCAAUAGACGUAAAACUAAAAAAAUUGGAAGAUUAUUAUAUGACUGAUGUCAUAUCGAGAUCAUCGGUUACCAUGUCUAAAUGCGUUCAAGCGGUUUUAAAACAAAAACAAAACAAAUAUUACGAUGGUAAAGAAUGAAAUGAAAAAAUUAUUUCGUUGUAAUGUUUUAUUGAACUCGAUUUCGCUUUCGUGUACCGCUCGUGUAUAUGUAGAAAUGUUUCUAAUAGUUAAUCUACACGAUAAUAUAUUAUUUGUAUUGUUUCA
This is a messenger RNA of Planococcus citri (citrus mealybug), 2337 nucleotides long. It is a transcript of the gene ND-75, whose product is annotated as NADH dehydrogenase (ubiquinone) 75 kDa subunit. Gene Ontology annotation, biological process: cellular respiration; ATP synthesis coupled electron transport. Bases 1 to 2211 code for a protein of 736 amino acids. The transcript has 13 exons. Gene Ontology annotation, cellular component: membrane. The record is from RefSeq and is a predicted model, not a curated record. NCBI's taxonomy places the organism in Eukaryota, Metazoa, Arthropoda, Insecta, Hemiptera, Pseudococcidae. Gene Ontology annotation, molecular function: NADH dehydrogenase (ubiquinone) activity; iron-sulfur cluster binding.